Molecule: messenger RNA, 1457 nt
Organism: Erinaceus europaeus (western European hedgehog)
Lineage: Eukaryota; Metazoa; Chordata; Mammalia; Eulipotyphla; Erinaceidae
Gene: ACTC1
Product: actin alpha cardiac muscle 1
Exons: 6
Coding region: 142-1275 (377 amino acids)
Biological process (GO): heart contraction; actin-myosin filament sliding; actin filament organization
Cellular component (GO): actin filament; sarcomere
Molecular function (GO): myosin binding
Source: RefSeq, a predicted model, not a curated record
GCUGGCAGGGGUCACCCUGCUUCCCAGAAUCCCCACCUGCUUUUGUCCCCUCCUGGAGAAGGGGUGCGGAGAACUCAAGCUCCUCAGUCUCUGAGCCCUUCGCCCUCCUCUGCCUGCAGACUCCACAGAAGCUGUGACACCAUGUGCGACGACGAGGAGACCACUGCCUUGGUCUGCGACAAUGGCUCCGGGCUGGUGAAGGCCGGCUUCGCUGGCGAUGAUGCGCCCCGUGCUGUCUUCCCCUCCAUUGUGGGCCGCCCGCGCCACCAGGGAGUCAUGGUGGGUAUGGGGCAGAAGGAUUCCUAUGUAGGUGAUGAGGCCCAGAGCAAACGAGGUAUUCUGACUCUAAAGUACCCUAUUGAACAUGGCAUCAUCACCAACUGGGACGACAUGGAGAAGAUCUGGCACCACACGUUCUACAACGAGCUUCGUGUGGCUCCUGAGGAGCAUCCCACUCUGCUCACUGAGGCCCCACUGAACCCCAAGGCCAACCGCGAGAAGAUGACUCAGAUCAUGUUUGAGACUUUCAAUGUCCCAGCCAUGUAUGUGGCCAUCCAGGCAGUGCUGUCCCUCUACGCUUCUGGCCGCACCACAGGGAUUGUUCUGGACUCUGGGGAUGGUGUGACUCACAAUGUCCCCAUCUAUGAGGGCUAUGCUUUGCCCCAUGCCAUCAUGCGCCUGGAUUUAGCUGGUCGGGAUCUGACUGACUACCUCAUGAAGAUCCUCACUGAGCGUGGCUACUCCUUUGUUACCACUGCGGAACGGGAAAUUGUCCGUGACAUUAAAGAGAAGCUGUGCUAUGUGGCCCUGGAUUUUGAGAAUGAGAUGGCCACAGCUGCCUCUUCCUCCUCCCUGGAGAAGAGCUAUGAACUGCCUGAUGGUCAAGUCAUCACUAUUGGCAAUGAGCGCUUCCGCUGUCCUGAGACACUCUUCCAGCCCUCCUUCAUUGGUAUGGAAUCUGCUGGCAUCCAUGAGACAACUUACAAUAGCAUCAUGAAGUGUGACAUUGAUAUCCGCAAGGACCUGUAUGCCAACAAUGUGUUAUCUGGAGGUACCACCAUGUACCCUGGCAUUGCUGAUCGAAUGCAAAAGGAAAUCACUGCCCUGGCUCCCAGCACCAUGAAGAUUAAGAUCAUUGCUCCCCCUGAGCGUAAGUAUUCUGUUUGGAUCGGUGGCUCCAUUCUGGCCUCCCUGUCCACCUUCCAGCAGAUGUGGAUCAGCAAGCAGGAGUAUGAUGAGGCUGGUCCAUCCAUCGUCCACCGCAAGUGCUUCUAAGGUGCUUUCUCUCUUAGUCUACCUUCCAUUCAGGAUGACAGUAUUAUGCUUAUUGGAGUCUUUGGAAUUACCCUCCCUCAUCUCUCAUAAAUCAUUGUACAGUUUGUUUACACACAUGCGAUUUAUUUGUGCUUCUAAUAUUUAUUGCUUUAUAAAUAAAUCAGACCAGGACUUGCAACCUA